AUGACUAAUAUUCUUUCUCAACUAGUAGAGCAGCAGGGUCAAGCCUCUAUUAAUCAACCUAGGGACCCUGAAAUGGGACAAGAUAGGGCCCUGGAGAAAUUUCAAAAGUUCUCUCCUCCUAAGUUCCUGGGAGGACCGGACCCUGAGGGAGCGGAGAGAUGGUUAGAGACCAUGAUUAAUAUAUUUGCCGCUCUAAACUAUGCGGAGAAUAAACAAGUGCAAUUUGCCAUUUUUCAAUUUGAAGUUAUGGAACAAAGGAGAGUACAGAGGUUUGUGCAAGGGCUCAAUGUAGAGAUACAGGAGGCCUUGGCGGCGGCUCAGAUUAAUACUUUUACGGAAGUUUUGGAGAAAGCCCAGAGAAUAGAAAUUGUUAGGGCACAAGUAAGGGGUUUUCAUGCAAAAAGGAGAGGUGCACCUGGUGGAAGUCAAGGGCAAGACCAAGGUAAACUAGAUAAGCCACCCUCUAAGAUGGGUCGAGAAGAUGGUGGUGAGGAAAUUUCGGGGACACCUAAGGGAAUUACUUCAAGAGGGGCCUCAGGUGGAAGGGGCCAAGCAAGAGGUGCCUCGCAAGGAGAUCAGACUCCAGUCCCUCGAGUAUCUUGUGGAUACUGCGGGAAAUCCAACCACACAGAAGAUAAUUGCUGGCGAAAGGCUCGAAAGUGUUUACGGUGUGGAAGUACUGAGCACCAGAUCGCCAAUUCUCCACUGAUCAGUUAUACCCAGCCAACCGACACAUCAAACCUUAAACAACCGAAUAGAGGAGGGGAUAAAUCCAGAGUGCCAGCUAGAGUAUAUGCUUUAGGACACCAAGGUACAAUGCAUGUUUUCCCUUGUCUGGCUACACUUUUGGCUAAUGGUGAGAUUUGGGAGCUAAAGAAUGACAUGUAA
Coffea arabica (coffee) is the source of this 888-nucleotide messenger RNA. NCBI's taxonomy places the organism in Eukaryota, Viridiplantae, Streptophyta, Magnoliopsida, Gentianales, Rubiaceae. The record is from RefSeq and is a predicted model, not a curated record.